Molecule: messenger RNA, 222 nt
Organism: Nezara viridula (southern green stink bug)
Lineage: Eukaryota; Metazoa; Arthropoda; Insecta; Hemiptera; Pentatomidae
Source: the annotation of a GenBank genome assembly
AUGUCCCCCUUUUACCUUGACUCAGGCAUUCAAUCUCCAUGGACAGUCAUCAAUAGCAGCACGCAGCACUUCUUGAGGAAAGCGCUCAACUGCUCGGACCAGAGAUUGAGGCUUUCCGAGUUAGGGUGUGCUCUGUGUCAUGCCAUCCUCUCCAGUUCGGACCAAAGCCAAUACUCUAGUGGGUUGAGAUCAGGGAUUCGUGAGGACCAAUCCGAGGCAUAG